UAUAGGCUGUGAUAGAGAGGGCAUACCUAGUGCCUUCUACUUUCUCACCUGGAAGUGUUAGAGAGGGCAAAAAAUAUAAGGAAAAAUGGAUGUAACAGUCACAGAUUCAGUACUUGUUAAGACUGUAAAAUCCACUCCACAUUACCAACUGUGGGUCUCCAAUAUAGAUUUAGUUAUGGUUAGAUUCCAUUCUGCAGUAGCUUAUAUUUACAGAAGGCCUCCCAAUGGAGAUUCCGAUCAUGUGGCUCAAAUACUGAGAGAUGCGCUUUCUAAGGUGUUGGUGCAUUUUUAUCCACUGGCGGGAAGAUUGAUUGUGGACGCCUCUGGUAGAAUUGCUGUUGACUGUAAUGGCGAGGGCGCUCUGUUUGUGGAGGCCGUCACCGAGUCAACAAUCGAUGAUUUUGGGGAUUUCACCUCCCCUUCACAAGUCACGACGUUGGUUCCCUCUGCUAGUUACGAGAAUGGCUUCACUAAAUCUCCUCUGCUUAUGGUUCAGGAAUUACAGGUAACCAAGUUCAAAUGUGGAGGGGUGGCUUUAGGAACGGCGAUACAGCAUAUCUUAUCAGAUGGUGCAUCUUCUCUACAUUUUGUGAACAGCUGGUGUGAUGUAGCUCGGGGAUUGCAGAUACAUUUACUUCCUCAAUUAGAUCGCAGCCCACUUCGAGCUCGAAUUCCUCCUAGUGUGAGUGUUUCUCACCAAGAAUUUGCACCACCUCCAACCCUUCUCCACCAAGAAAAAGAUAGUGAUAAUCUUAUUCUACAUGAAGAGGCAAACAAGGUCUCAUUUGGAAGGUUUAAUCUCAGUAAAGAGCAACUUAAUGCCCUAAGAGAUGAGGCAAGCGAGAACCCUGUUAACAAGACUUACUCCAUGUACAUAGUCCUGGCAGCCCAUAUUUGGAAAUGUUGUACCAUAGCUCGAGGUUUACAAGAAAAGCAGAGAUGCAAACUCUACAUUCCUGUAGACGGAAGAGACCGUCUGUGUAGACCACUAUUGCCUCGUGGGUAUUUUGGCAAUGCCAUUUUUAUGGCCACCCCAAUCGACAUCGCAGGAGAAAUUGUCUCCAAUCCUUUGUGGUACACUGCUGAAAAAAUUCAUGAGUCGAUAGCCAAGAUGGAUGAUGCAUAUCUACGGUCUGAGCUGGACUUCCUGGAGUUGCAACCCGAUUUAAAUGCUGUAAUCAGAACGAACGAUAUGUUUAAGUGUCCUAAUAUGUCUAUCAUUAGUUGGACUCGCUUGCCCUUUUAUGAAGCAGAUUUCGGCUGGGGAAGGCCAACUGUAGUGGGACCGGCAGGAAAUCCUCCAGAUGGACUCUGCCGCAUUUUGCCCAUCCAAACAACAGAUGGGAGUGUUUCCAUUGACCUGUCCUUACUGAAGAAUCAUAUGGUGAAAUUCGGCAAGCUGCUUUAUGAGUUUUAAAAUUGAACUUCAAAAUAUUUUAAUAUCAUUAGAAUACAAUUUGGCUACUUCAUGUUUUUUCAAUCAAGAAGUUUGAUUUGGAUCAUCUGGUUGGAUUGGUUCCUUCCAGUUUUCAAGUAUGAAAAUUAAUAUAAGGUUGAUAAAUGUCAUUGGGUGAUGAUAAUCUUUGGUUCAUUUCUUUGUAAGUUUUAGUAGCAAUAAAUUAUAUGGAG
Cryptomeria japonica (Japanese cedar) is the source of this 1629-nucleotide messenger RNA. Its product is annotated as shikimate O-hydroxycinnamoyltransferase. NCBI's taxonomy places the organism in Eukaryota, Viridiplantae, Streptophyta, Pinopsida, Cupressales, Cupressaceae. The coding region runs from base 86 to 1417 and encodes 443 amino acids. The record is from RefSeq and is a predicted model, not a curated record. The transcript has 2 exons. Gene Ontology annotation, molecular function: acyltransferase activity, transferring groups other than amino-acyl groups.